AUGUCAAGCAAUCCUAUGCUUUUAAACCGAGUCAUUGGUGCACAGAGUGGAGGUUUAAGAGCGGCACUUUUAGCGAAAAUGGCAGGCUAUGGUGGAGCUGCAGACGGAACAGCCUAUAACCCUCAAAGUCAAAUGAAUUUGAGUUCACUCAAAAAUCAAAUAACAGAUGUCAAAAAGUCAAACAUAGACAUACAGAAGCAAAUAAGUGAAAACGAAAAGAAACUAGAAUAUGACAGACACACAAAGAAACUCAAUGAGUUAAACGUAGAGAAAAAGAAGAAAGAAGAACAACUGAAAGAACUAAGUACAGAGGAAUAUGCGAAAAAAGUGUCAGAAAAAGCAGCAGAAGUAGCAAAAAUGGAACAAGAUGUUUAA
Messenger RNA from Trichomonas vaginalis G3, 375 nucleotides. RefSeq names its product protein of unknown function, DUF4106 family. The record is from RefSeq and is a predicted model, not a curated record. The transcript has a single exon. NCBI's taxonomy places the organism in Eukaryota, Parabasalia, Trichomonadida, Trichomonadidae. Bases 1 to 375 code for a protein of 124 amino acids.